AUGCAUCCCGGAAACAACUCCAAUGAGUUCUCACGCUUGAGCGUGGCCAUGGCGUUAUCCUACCCGCGCAUCCAGCGUGAUGCUACUGCCACUACUACUACAUCUGCCGCUGGCGCACCAGUGCCAGAAACAGACGAAUUCACCACCCUACUAUCCGCCCUCUCCUUCACCCACGCGCGGAGCACCACCACCACCACCUCCGAAACCAUCCUCGAAGCUUCUUCCAGUCCGAGCUCGGUCUCAGCACCUUUCGUCAAACCCACCGAAAAAAAACCAGAUCAUCACGUGGACAGAACCACCACCGUAGCGCACGGGGGCCGCCAGUUCAACCUCAGCCCACGGGCCCCGGGCCCGGCACUCGGAACUCGGGACGCCCCGGCCCCGAGAGUCAAAGUCCUCCGGAAGCCGGACUCGGGGAUCCUGUUGUCGCGGUCUGGGCGGCUGUAUUACGACGAUGCGGCAGAAAGUGGAGCCAUGUCUGUGGCUGACUCGAUGGCGGCGGGGUCGGGGUCGGGGGGGAGUGGUUAUGCGGGGGUGGAGAUGGGCAGGAGGUGGUGCAGGGAUGUGGUGGGGAGGGAGAUGAUGGGGGCCGAGAGGUGCGGGUGGAGGGCGGGGAUGGCUCAGGGGCCGCCGGCGGGGAGGGGGCUGAGGAGCGUGAGGGGGGUGGGAAUCUGA
Molecule: messenger RNA, 675 nt
Organism: Morchella sextelata
Lineage: Eukaryota; Fungi; Ascomycota; Pezizomycetes; Pezizales; Morchellaceae
Exons: 2
Coding region: 1-675 (224 amino acids)
Source: RefSeq, a predicted model, not a curated record